AAUUACUCCUUCGGCAGUAAUUACUGCGAUUACUGAUCGCAGUUUUGGAUUUGAUGAGUGCUUGAAGGAAACUCGUCCAUGAUGAAUUUACUCAACUGGACCGAGGCGUCGGUAUAUCAAGCGAGGAUAAUGGAGGAGAUGGAUAUGGCCGGAGCACCAAUUCGCCACAUAGGCUGGAAUCUUAGUCCGGAGGACCUUGUUCAUAUUCCCGAACAUUGGCUUCUUUAUCCAGAACCUGAGUAUUCCCUGCACAUGCUUUUGGCUUUCGUCUAUGUCUUUCUAUUUUUUGCGAGCACGAUUGGCAACGGACUUGUUUUAUGGGUAUUUUGCUCAGCCAAGAGUCUGCGAACAGCUUCGAACAUGUUCGUCGUGAACUUGGCCCUCUGUGAUUUUGUGAUGAAUGCCAAAACUCCAAUCAACAUUUAUAAUUCCAUUUACCAUGGUUAUGCUUUGGGGGACCUCGCCUGUCAGAUGUUCGCCUUUUUUGGUUCGCUAUCUGGUAUAGGUGCCAGCAUGACAAAUGCCUGCAUCGCCUACGACAGAUACACGGCCAUCACAAAUCCAUUGGAUGGCAAAGUGACGAGGACCAAGGCCUUUUUGAUGAUUGUGUUUGUUUGGAUUUAUGCUGUACCUUGGGCUGUUUUACCGCUUCUGGAAAUUUGGGGAAGGUUUGUGCCAGAGGGAUUUUUAACAACAUGCACCUUCGAUUACCUAACAAAUACAUUUGAUACCCGCUUGUUUGUCGGAACGAUAUUCUUUUGUUCUUAUUGCAUUCCAAUGUCCGCCAUAAUUUAUUUCUACAGCCAUAUCGUCGGCAAAGUUUUUAGCCACGAGAAAGCACUACGGGAACAGGCUAAAAAAAUGAACGUUGAAUCGCUUAGAAGCAAUCAGAACGCUCAGAACGAGUCGGCCGAAUUUCGGAUCGCGAAGGCCGCGAUCACAGUGUGCUUCAUGUUCGUUUGCUCUUGGACGCCUUACGCCGUUUUGGCUCUGAUCGGAGCGUUCGGGGAUCAGUCUCUUUUGACGCCCGGAGUCUCCAUGAUUCCGGCGCUAAACUGCAAAUUUGUCGCCUGCAUAGAUCCCUACAUCUACGCCAUCAGUCAUCCGAAGUACCGUGUUGAACUUCAAAAAAAAUUACCUUGGCUGGCAAUAAAAGAAUCAGAUGGACAGAGUGACGCGAGAUCGACAGCGACAGAAAAUUCUUCUGCACCUCAAGCGGUUAUGGAUAUGAGAGGAUCUGCAUUUCAACAUCAUCUCGGCUGGGAUGUUCCUCCUGAAGAUCUUGUUCACAUACCCGAGCACUGGCUUCAGUUUCCCGAACCCGACCACUCCCUCCACAUGCUCCUGGCGAUUGUUUAUAUACUGUUGUUUUUCGCAUCGACCAUCGGCAAUGGUUUGGUGCUCUGGGUGUUCUCAUCAGCCAAAAGCCUGCGUACAGCUUCGAACAUGUUCGUCGUGAACCUGGCCCUCUGCGAUUUCAUCAUGAUGGUGAAGACGCCAAUCAACAUCUACAACUCCAUGCACCAUGGUUACGCCUUGGGUCAUUUCGGUUGCCAAAUAUUUGGGGUGCUGGGGUCUAUAUCCGGCAUCGGAGCUUCCAUGACCAACGCUUGCAUCGCCUACGACCGAUUCACGGCCAUUACGAGUCCAUUGGAUGGAAAAGUGUCGAGAACCAAGGCCUUCGUGAUGAUUUUGUUGGUUUGGAUUUAUGCGACGCCGUGGACUGUGUUGCCGUUGUUGGAGAUAUGGGGGAGGUUUGUCCCAGAGGGAUACCUGACGACAUGCACAUUUGACUACCUUACAGACACUUUCGACAACCACUUGUUCGUCGGUUGUAUUUUUACGUGUUCAUACGUGUUCCCAAUGAGCGCGAUCAUAUAUUUUUAUAGCAGGAUUGUCGGGAAAGUCUUCAGCCACGAGAAAGCACUGAGGGAACAGGCUAAAAAAAUGAACGUCGACUCCCUUAGAAGCAAUCAGAACGCUCAGAGCGAAUCGGCCGAGUUGCGCAUCGCCAAGGCCGCGAUCACAGUGUGCUUCAUGUUCGUUUGUUCUUGGACGCCUUACGCCGUUUUGGCUCUGAUUGGCGCGUUUGGAAACAAGGCCCUCCUCACGCCAGGAGUUUCCAUGAUUCCGGCACUGGCUUGCAAGUUCGUUGCAGUGAUAGAUCCCUACAUCUAUGCUAUCAGCCACCCGAGAUAUCGAAUUGAGUUGCAAAAACGCUUGCCAUGGUUGGCAAUAAAAGAAUCAGAUGGUGGGGAUACCAGAUCGACUGCUACUGAAGCUACCACCGCUCCUGUACCAGCCUAAGCUUAAAUAAUAUAAUUUAAAUUAUGUAUACAAGUUCGAUAAUACAAAAGAAUGAUGAAUAGGUAAAGAAUGGAUGUUUUAAAAAAUAUAGAUGAUAUUUUGAAGCCAAAUCCCGAAGAACAUAUUGGACACCCUUUACAUAUUUUUAAAGUUAAUAAAACCAUUAUGGAAAGAAGUUAUCAAACUUCUUUCUUCUGCUAGAUCGGUAAUUGUCAAUUAUUAGUGGAAUGUAAAAUGUAUAAAUAUUGUAUUAGUAUACUAUAAUCUAUAAUUUCGGCAGGAAAAAUUAAAAAAGCAAUAUCAAAAAUAUUAGUUAACUUUUAUACCAAUGGUCGGAACAGAAUAGUAUUUUUCAAUGUUAAAAGAAGUUUUUUACUUAAAAUAUUAGAUGUAGAUGUUUUGACUUUUUCUGGAGAGAAAACAAUUUAAAAUAUGCAGCCUGAUUAAUAUAAUAAUAAUUGUUAUACCUGAUAAAUUUAUGACGAAUUUAGCAAUGUUAACGGAAAUGACUAUGGUAAUUAAAUAUCCUUACCCAUAUUUAGAAAAUAUAGAAUAAAUC
This is a messenger RNA of Brassicogethes aeneus, 2866 nucleotides long. NCBI's taxonomy places the organism in Eukaryota, Metazoa, Arthropoda, Insecta, Coleoptera, Nitidulidae. The record is from the annotation of a GenBank genome assembly.